Messenger RNA from Suillus clintonianus, 1176 nucleotides. RefSeq lists its product as uncharacterized. The transcript has 6 exons. NCBI's taxonomy places the organism in Eukaryota, Fungi, Basidiomycota, Agaricomycetes, Boletales, Suillaceae. The record is from RefSeq and is a predicted model, not a curated record. Gene Ontology annotation, molecular function: DNA binding. Bases 1 to 1176 code for a protein of 391 amino acids. Gene Ontology annotation, biological process: regulation of DNA-templated transcription.
AUGCCGUUUAUAACUAUUCCUGCCUCUAAAAAACACAAGAGCCUGCUAGAGCAUGACAAACUUUUGGAGGAAGAGGAACCUGACUCUGAUAAUGAUGACAAAGAUAACGAGCCUGAGCAGUCCCAGCCUACGAAGAUCCUUACACCACCUCCGACCACGUCCAAAAAGCGAAAGCGCAGAACUAAACUAUCACCGUCUGACCCUGACCCUCCGGCAGGUGUAAAAGAGGUCACCUUUAUCAUGAGCAUCACCUCUGCAGCUGAGAUGAAGAAACCUGCAAGCAAACAUGCACUCAACCCUGGACUUCUCAGCUAUGAGGAUUACGAGGUCUCCUGGUUCAUUCCACAUGUCCUUCCCAAACCUGGCUUAUCCCUCCUCGACGAUAAAGAUUUCGAUGUUUUGGUGAAACGAGCAGCGAAUCUGAAAGGCAAUGAUCCAACCAUCAAUGUGACAAUCAUUCAGAAGGAGAACCAUGAACUCAAGGAGAACAAAGCUGUGAUUGAGCCGACUAAGGAAGCAGCUGCCAUUCUUCCCGGAAAUCAACACAAGAUUACGAACAUACAGAGCCUCCGUGAGCAUUGGAUUUGCAAGAAAUCAGAUGCCGCAUGUCCAUCAACACAUUGCUAUGUUGAUUCAAGCACGGACAAACAUCUGCAUCUCAAUGCUGAAUGGUUCAAUUGCUGGGCAUCUGCAAUGCUCAAAGACGACGGGACAGCAACACUGGAGAAGCCACCUCACCAUAAGCUCUUCGAUGUUCGAAAGAUCAGUCCUGUACUUCAGCGACGACUGGACUCGCAAAACACUAAAGUGCCGUCACCUUCUACACCAGUCUUCAACUUCACUAUCGGAAAUGAGGUUCUUGACAUUUUUCGCCCACAGCUGCCUGCUGUCGCUGUUGCACCAGCAUUAUCCUCCACGUUGCACUCGUCUGACUCUGCUUGUACUACAUUCUUACAUCCAUCUCGUGCUCAAGGGAGGGAUAUACCACUUGACGAAUUCUGCACAGAAUAUGACUUAGGCAACAAUAUCCAUGUGAAAUUCACUGAGAAUGCAUACAAGGAAGCUCAGUUCUUACGCUUCGUUACGAUUUCCGAGUUGAAAGAGAUGGGCUUCCAAUUGGGUGAAAUUGCUGCGCUACGUGAUGCUGUUGAAUGGUGGUCUGUCCCUCGUGUUUGA